UGUUCGAUCCUUGAAAGGAAGAUGUAUAUCAAGAAAGAGAUCAGUGUCCUGGGGCAAUGUUACUUACAUCAAUCCAAGUAUGUUGCCAUAGUAUUGCUGGAGGAGUGCUUGGCGUUACAACAGAAAUACCCUUCAGCUAAUGCUGUCAAAGUGGCAAAUACUAUGAGGCUGUUUGGUAGCUGUUUUAUGGAACAAAACAAACUGUCUGUAGCAGAAAGAUUAUUGAGAGAUUUUGUUGAAACAAAAAAUUCUGCUCUUCUGGAAGGUCACCCUGAUUUUGAACGUGGUCAGUUAACACUUGCUCAGUGUCUGCACCAUCAAGGUAAAGUAAGUGAAUCAAUCAAGCUGAAGGAGUGUGUCAGGAUCUAUAAAUCAUCUUUUCAUCUUGAACAUCGUCAUGUGGCUGCAGCUGUUGGUCAACUUGGAUAUUAUUUACUGGUAGCUGGACAUUUGGAUAAAAGCGAAAAACAUUUGGAGAAUCUCUUGCUAUAGUCAGACAUUCACUACACAAGAAACAUCCUGAUACAGCAAUUGAUAUGUCUAAAUGUUCUAUAGUAAAUGUUAAAUCGGUAUGUCUGUGAAUCAGUGUGUCUUGAUUUGUACAGCAUUGAAAGGGUUGCAGAAUGUCUGAUGAGAAAAGGGAAGAACAUUGAAGCAGAAAAAGUUCUCUUUGAAGCUGUCAACAUUGAAGCAGUUUGGCUCCAUGAAAAUCAUUCCAACAAAAUCUACAGUCAGAAUUUGUAUGAGAAACUCAGAAUGGUCAUUGUGGCGAGAUGUUGUAGAAGUGCAGUAUCCAACUGAAUAUCUUGCUUCCUAUACUUGUUGAAUACAAAAGACAAGGCGAAGUGGUGGAGUUUUACCUCACACUGAAAGCAGUUCACAAACUAUCCACAGCAGCUGAUUUGCCAAAUUCCCAUUUACCUUCUCACUCUCCUUCUCUUCAAGAUG
This is a messenger RNA of Corticium candelabrum, 948 nucleotides long. RefSeq lists its product as uncharacterized. Gene Ontology annotation, molecular function: protein binding. The transcript has 7 exons. NCBI's taxonomy places the organism in Eukaryota, Metazoa, Porifera, Homoscleromorpha, Homosclerophorida, Plakinidae. The record is from RefSeq and is a predicted model, not a curated record. Bases 22 to 492 code for a protein of 156 amino acids.